UGGCAGGAGUUCAAGACUGAAGAUGGUCGGGUCUACUAUUUCAACACAGAGACGCAGGUGACGACAUGGGACAAACCAAACGAUACAUCUGCGACCCCAGGUACAAGACCGCCUGUGCCAGCACAAGACGAUGCUGCAGAUUGGCAAGAGUAUGAGACUCCCGAAGGAAAGAAAUACUACUACAAUGCCACGACUCAAGUUACAACAUGGGACAAGCCUGCUGUCCUGUUGCGCAGUGGCCAUUCUGCACGAGAUACGGCUGCUGCGCAAGAGUCAAGAAUGGACGAUGCAGAGCUCGCAGAAGAAGUCCAGAAUGAGAUUGAACGGACAGACAAAAUAAUGAUGGUGGAUCGUGAAGGGCGUGCCAUUACAGCUGCUAUGUAUGCCUUGUCGGACGAGGCAGUACCAGUCUUCAAGACCAGCGAAGCAGCCGAGGAAGCCUUCUUCAAGCUUCUUAAACGCAGCGGUGUGGCUCCAGAUUGGACUUGGCAGCAGGCGAUGCGAGCAGCCAUCAAAGACCCUGUCUGGCGCGCGCUCCCGACAACCGUUGCACGCAAGGCAGCUUUUGAACAGUAUCUCGUGGAAACACGCAAAGCAACACUUGGAAAGCAACAGGAUCGUCUUGAGAAGCUCAAGAAAGACUGGACUCAAAUGUGCACGAGGCAUGAUGAGAUUAAACCAUGGUCAAUGUGGACAAACAUACGUCCCUACCUUGAGGGCGAAAGAGCUUUCAAGGCGGCACUCGACGAAGACGAGCGCGAAGCACUCUUCGAGAUGUACGUCAUGCAAUUGGCAGAGGCGGAAAAGUCGCGCAAAGUGCAAGAGGUUACCGAUGGCAUUCGUGCGCUCUCGCGAGAGCUUGAUGACAUCGACAUCACGCUGAAUAUGACGUGGCACGAAGCAAAAGCAAAGAUCGAUGAAGCAAAUGUGAGCUUUCGAUACAAAAGCCUCAGCAAGCUUGACGUACUACAAGCAUACGAGGACUUUGUCGACAGCAAGGAAAGGCAACAAGCGAUCGCUACGAAGCAAGCUAAAGUGGAAGAGCGACAACAGGAACGUAAGAAUCGAGAGGCCUUUACCACGUUACUUCAUUCCUUGCGCGAUCAAGGUGAUAUCUACGCGGAAAUGCGCUGGCAAGACAUUUACCUGCACAUCAAGGAGGAGGAUGCAUUUCUAGCAAUGCUUGGGCAAGCUGGAUCCUCUCCCCUGGAUCUCUUCCGUGAUGUUGUUGAAGAGUUGCGCGACGCUUUGCGCGAGAAGAAGCGGACAGUGACCAAGUAUCUUGAGGAGCGUCAUUUUACAUUUGAUGUAUCUACGCUACUAGACGACUUUGCCGCAAUCCUCAAGGAAGAUCCGCGCACUGCUGAAUACGAUCAUGUUACCGUCAAGCAAAUCCACGGGAGUCUCAAGGCUAAAGCGCAACGUCGACUAGAAGAUGAUCAGCGGCACGAGGAACGCCGUUUGCGACGAAAGAUGGACGACCUUCGUGGUGCGAUGAAGAAACUGGAGCCGCCUAUUCAAGUAUCAGAUUCCUAUGUUGAUACGCGCACGAGACUCUCUAUGCUGGCAGAAUUUGAAGGACUUGGGGAAGAUCAGCGUAUUCAGGCAUUUGACAAGUACAUUCGCCGGCUAAGGGAGAAGGAGGAGGAUGAGCUCGAG
Messenger RNA from Protomyces lactucae-debilis, 1659 nucleotides. RefSeq lists its product as uncharacterized. The record is from RefSeq and is a predicted model, not a curated record. Gene Ontology annotation, biological process: mRNA cis splicing, via spliceosome. Gene Ontology annotation, molecular function: RNA binding; protein binding. The transcript has a single exon. The annotation marks the transcript as partial. Gene Ontology annotation, cellular component: U2-type prespliceosome; U1 snRNP. NCBI's taxonomy places the organism in Eukaryota, Fungi, Ascomycota, Taphrinomycetes, Taphrinales, Protomycetaceae.